AUGGACCUUUUACCGAGCGAUGUCUUGUUGGUCAUCUUUGACUACUUUACAGUGAGAACUGAUCUCAAAGCGAUAUGCGAGGUGUCGAAGGGCUACUACGAGCUUGCCUUGCCCCUGCUCUAUCGUGAGGUCCGUCUAACCGCUUCGGUCUUCCAACUACCCAAACUGAAGCGAUCUCUUCAAUGUAUCUCUGCAGGUACAAGCGCUCGCCUUCGAUAUACGCGCUCUUUGAUUCUAGAGGGCACUGCACCGCCUCCGGAGCCCCGACUAGAGCCAACGCAGCUACUGGCAGAAGAUCUAAAUGAGGAAGAGCACUGUGAAUACUAUGAUGAGGUCACCAGACUUUUCUUGCAGGCACUGGAAACAUUUCCGGAGAAUUGUCUCCACACAUUCGAGUUCAUCUCGGAAAACUCAAUCUCGCUGGCAAUGUUACAGACUCUCAAUAAGAGACAGAAGUGCCUGAAGAGGAUGAAAUUCACUUUGGAUAAUGACUGGAAUCGAAACCCUGCAAACCCACGUCCAUGCGGGGAAGCACUACCGAUUUUCCACGGCCUUCUUGCGCUUGACAUCUACCUCAAGGCAUCACACCCAAUAGAUUCUUCAACAUAUAUGGAACAGCUCGUUGAGGCAUUCCUGGCAUCGAAUCCAAGCCUAGAACGACUCCAUGUCGGAGCUUGUAUCAGUUCCGAGGAGUUUCAAGACGAACCAAUUCCAGACAAUUUCGCAAGAGCCCUAUCAGCAGCUGCUAGAGCUAAGCCAUUCGCGUUCCCGAAGCUGAAGGAAUUUGCAAUAUCUAACAUGGAAUUUUCUAUGGGAUAUGCAAAAUACCACCACCAAUUUAUACCCUUUGAGAAGCUGCAGCGCCUGUCUAUCUUCUCGGACGGCGAUGAGGAUACCCUCACAGACUACCUAGACGACGUGUUUUCAGACGACCAGCUCAACCUCACACACCUCAAAAUCGAUGUCCAAGCAGACGGUAAUGCAAUAUCGUUGCUUAGUUCAUGUAAAUCGCUUACGAGUCUGCAAAUCAUCACAAAUCUCAACGACUUUGACAGCUUCAUGAUAGGUCUCAGGAAGCAUGGUGAAGCUCUUCGCGCGCUCGGGAUAGCACAGUAUUUCACACCUUAUUUCAUACCUCAUCUCAUACCUACUGCCACCGUUACCAGAAUUGGCGAGGAAGAGUUCAAAGAGCUUUGUCAAGUUUGCCACAACCUUUACUUCCUUGGCAUUGAAGUGUCUGACGAGCAGGUUGAUCCAACGUACUGGGUUGUGGAUUGCGAACUUGAACAGAGGCUUAAGGCUCUGGCGAGCAUUCGAGGACUCCGCCUCAUUCAUUUCCGCGUUAAUCAGGUGACACGGUACGGGUACGGUGACGAACCGAAAAAGGAACAUGCACAAACCAGCAUCGAGAUGGAAGAUUUCGCUCGGAGAGUCUUUGAAUUCAUGGAGUGA
Parastagonospora nodorum SN15 is the source of this 1452-nucleotide messenger RNA. RefSeq lists its product as hypothetical. The record is from RefSeq and is a predicted model, not a curated record. NCBI's taxonomy places the organism in Eukaryota, Fungi, Ascomycota, Dothideomycetes, Pleosporales, Phaeosphaeriaceae. The coding region runs from base 1 to 1452 and encodes 483 amino acids. The transcript has 2 exons.